CACACCCGUACACUAACUAGACUACAACCUGCUUUUGGACGACGCCCCACAGCCCAUGAGAUUUCCACCGUGCGGACGCACAGCAGAGCCAAGUCCAUCGAGCGUCGUUGCCACCCGAGAGGAAAUCAUUGGGGUCUUAUUAUUACCGGGCUGUGCGUGCAGGCUGCCCGCGGCAUCACCUCAGUAAUAACAAGAGGGGUGCCAGCCAGGAGAAGGAGAACAGGAGGAGGAGGAGGAAGAGGAGGAGGAGAGGAAGGGGUGUUAGAGUAACCCGAAAUUGACGCUCAGAAAUAAACAAGAAGACACCGUGUUUGGAAGACGUCUGCGGCGGGAAAGGCAAUUGAGAUGGAUGAGGUGUCACAAGAGGAGAGACUCCAGGCCAUCGCUGAGAAAAGGAAGAAGCAGACAGAGAUUGAAAACAAAAGGAGGCAGCUGGAUGAUGACCGACGGCAACUCCAGCAUCUCAAGUCGAAGGCACUGAGGGAGCGUUGGUUGUUAGAUGGAGCUCCAGCAGAAGAGGAGACUCAGAAGCGUCUCCAUGAGGAGGAAGUGAAGACCAAACUCCUGGAGCAGGUCAUCCUCAGGCUGGAGCAAGAGAUUGAAGAACUGGAGACAGGGGAGCCAGCCAAUAAGGGUGUGGCCAAAGAAAAUGGGGGUGAGAAUGGAGUAGUGCAGACCUCUGGCCAGACCCCCAAGAGAGAGGUGACAGGCAUUGAGGCCAAGCUGUUGGGUCCCAGUCCUGACCAAGCUAGUGCAGACAACCCCGUCACCCUGGUGUUCAUGGGCUACAAGACCGUUGAGGAGGAGCAGGAGACCCACACAGCUCUGGGAAUGGAAGGGGUGGACGGCAAUGUUAAGGCUGAGUUUGUUGUGAUCGAGGAUGGGGAGGGUAAAGCGGCAGGAGAGGCAGCCACAGAAGAGCAGGCUCCACCCAAUGGGAGCAUGGCAGAGAAAGAAAAGGCCAAUGGUGGCGGAGAGGAAGGAGAAAAGGAAAAGGAGAAGAAACAGACCUGCAAAUGCUGCACGGUCAUGUGAGCUCCAUGUGUGUAUGUGUGGUUGUUUGUGUGUGUGGGUGAGUACGCACAUGCACCUCUGCAGGCGUGUGUGUCAUUGCAUGUGUCUGUAUUUACAGAUGUGUGUCCAUUUUCGUCUGUGUGGGAGAGUGU
Molecule: messenger RNA, 1166 nt
Organism: Scomber scombrus (Atlantic mackerel)
Lineage: Eukaryota; Metazoa; Chordata; Actinopteri; Scombriformes; Scombridae
Gene: palm1b
Product: paralemmin 1b
Exons: 6
Coding region: 346-1035 (229 amino acids)
Biological process (GO): regulation of cell shape
Cellular component (GO): membrane
Source: RefSeq, a predicted model, not a curated record